AUGCGAUAUCUCGUGGGUACCACCUUCGGGCGCGGCGUCUUCUUCGAUCGGGUCAAGAAGCAGGUCAUGAAACAGACAAAAGGACUCUAUCCCGCACCCCUUAGGAUAAUUGAGGUAAAAACCCUACAGCGGGUCGCACCAUAUUCAAUUAUAUCGUCUGGUUUUAUGGUAGCUUCUUACAAGAGACUAUGACCGAAGUUGCGUAGAGCGUCCUAGCCAGUGAUUCAUGAGAUAUGAGGAAAGCAAGGCGUGGCGGGAUCUUUUGGCUUGCUGUCUAUUGUGCACGGGAGAGUUUUCUAUCUAUCUGCUUGCAGUGCGAAGUAUGCUCAUCCCGAUUACCAGCUUAAGGUCGAUAGAUGAUCCUCCCUUGCUACUUAAUACUUCCAGUCGCAGUUAAUGAUUUCACCCGAUUCCACUCCGAUCUUCUUGACUCUGUCCUAACGCUGGGCCCAGGUUGGUGAAGGAGGAAAGAGUGCGGUAGAUGCAGCGAAAGUCCACUAUCACUAUAAACUAAUUCACGCGUAAGUCACCGUCCCCGCGCCUAUCCUGUUGUGAGGCACACGACCGAGCUGCCAGUUAGAGAUUUCCGGCGAGUCCAAUUUUAACUCUGCAUGCAUACUGCCAGUGGGGACGGACUGGAUCGGGAUCCACGUAAUUACCCUACUGACAGCACAGGUUGUAGCUAAAAGUCCAGACACGCGUGUUGCGCAGAUUUUCUGCCGCUGCCUGUCGCAGCUGCGACGAAUUCAGCUCGUCAGUGGGUCUCCCAGCGUUCUCGUGAGUUUUCUGGUAUAUGAACUCGAGUUCUACCUGGCCAUGUUUAAUUUCCGAGGAAAUUAAUGCAUGAACUUGGAGUGAAUUCCUUCGGAACAGACCUUCCAACUUCCGGACCGAGUCUAUGAAGGUCUGUUCCGAAAGAUUUGCUCAAAUUUCGCGCAUUACUUUUCUCAGAAAUUAAAUAAGGCUGGAUCUGGAUCCGGCACCAAUCGGGAUAUGCACCAAUAACAAAUGCCAACAUUGAGGGUGUCUCCAGUGUUGGUACUUUGUGCGCCAAGUUGCAGGCUCACGCCGCACUGGUUAAGACAGAAGCCGCCCUCUUUUCUUAUUAUGUAGAAUCCUGGUUAGGGUACCUUGUGGACUAGAGAUUGUGGUGGUACUCCUAGGUUUUCACCGUGCCAUCCACAUGCACUAUCUCCCGUCUCUGAUCUUCUUGUCUCUGUCAUGCAACCGGGCCCAGAUUGGAGUGGAGGAGUGCGGUAGAUGCUGCGCAAGUCCACUAUCGCUGCAAACGAAUUUACACGCGAGUCAGCGUUCGUGCUCCCACCAGGCUGUAGAGCACAUCGUCGGCAACGACGGUCGGACUGUCUAGUAGUAUUACUGCACAGAAGCUCACAUCUGGUGGGUUCGUAAGUAGAGCUGUGCUGAACAGACUUAUAUUCCUUUGAGGUAAUUCGAAUCAUCAACAAAACUGCGUGCAUGAUUGCCCAGCUACAGCCAUCUGUCGUCGCCUGAAGAACUUCUGCCGCAUAAAACAAGUGUUGCCCAAACCGGUUCCGUGUGGACAAGGGGUUAGACUGUUGGCUAGGGAUGUAGGUAAUAUGUACGGGACAUCAUGUUUUGCCUCUCUCCACUCAACGAAGCUGCGCAAGAUCGGUUCGGGGAAGGUGGCAACAGGGACUCCCCAGUUUGUUGGCUCGGAGCCAUCAAGUUUUGCCGAAGUCAUUCCGGUUCUGUCGCAGUUAAAUUGUCGACCUUUCCAGUUACUUUCACUGUCUGCGUCUGGACAGCUGGACGUCCCUGUUCUCUAUUCAUCUUAAUCUUUUAGGUUAUGAAGACGUCUUUGACCAAGGGUCCCGCCGUGGGUUAUCAGGAGGAGGCUAAGGCGUUCGGUCAACUCGCAAUGACCCCAGAAUCCAAGGCCCUCUUUGGCCUCUUCUUUGGACACUCGGAGUGCAAGCGUCGCCGAUUCCCAGACCCAGUGAAACCUGUCAAGUAG
Messenger RNA from Spirometra erinaceieuropaei, 1996 nucleotides. The record is from the annotation of a GenBank genome assembly. NCBI's taxonomy places the organism in Eukaryota, Metazoa, Platyhelminthes, Cestoda, Diphyllobothriidea, Diphyllobothriidae.